AUGGUCAUUUACUCAUCUCUCUCUCUCUCUCUCUCUCUCUCUCUCUCUCUCUCUCAGCUUUUUAUUCUAUGUUUUUAUCUCUCUAUCUCUCUCUCUCUCUCUCUCUCUCUCUCUCUAUCUCUAUCUAUCUAUCUAUCUAUCUAUCUAUCUAUCUAUUUUCACUUUCUCACUCAACAAUACUUUCAAGGGGAGAUAACCCCCUCCCCCUCUCUCUCUCUCUCUCUCUCUCUCUCUCUCUUCUCGCUCUCUUUCUUCUUUUUUUCUACUUUUCAAGUACUACUCUUUCUCUUACGCCUCUUUCUAUUACUGCUUAUUCCCUUCUUCUUUUCUUUUUCUUCUUGCACUACAACUCUUCUUCACGCCCCUCUUUCUCUUACUGUUUAUGCUCUUCUUCCUUUUCUUCUUCCAACACUAAAACUCUUUCUCUUUUUGCUACUGCUUAUUUUCUCUUCCUUAUACCCCUCUUUCUAUUACUGCCUUUCUUCUUCUUCUUCUUCUUCUUCUUCUUCUUCUUCUUCUUCUUCUAACACUACAGCUCUUCCUUAUACCCCUCUUUCUAUUACUGCCUUUCUUCUUAUUCUUCUUCUUCUUCUUCUUCUUCUUCUUCUUCUUCUUCUUCUUCUAACACUACAGCUCUUCCUCAUACCCCUCUUUCUAUUACUGCUUUCUUCUUAUUCUUCUUCUUCUUCUUCUUCUUCUUCUUCUUCUUGCUGCUUUUGUACGUCUUUUUCUACUACGAACACGCCUUUCCUCUUCCUUUUUCUUCUUCUUCUUCAUUUACUCCUUCUUUUCUUUCAUCUUCUUCAUUUACUUCUUCUUUUUCUAGUAUUAAUAUUUUUUAUUCUUUCUCUCUCUAUUUCGUCUCUCUAUUCCCCUUUGGCUUUCUUCUCUUCUUCUAUCUCUAUCUCUUCCUUUUCUCUCACUUCUUCUUUUUCUCUUUCUCUCACUCUAUCAUCAUCUCUCCACGUUUCUCUUCUUCAACUUAUACUAAUUUGUUUCCUUUCCCAUUUUUUUCUCUCCUCUUUCUCUCAUUUCCUUAUCAUCGCUAUGACGAUGGAAGAUGAACUUUCUUUCAAUCCUUCAUCAUCUCUAAACACUUUUUUUCUCCUACCCAUUCUUAUUCGCUUCCUCUUUUUUCCUCUUCUCUUUCUUUCACCGUUUCGCUUCUUUCUCAUAUUCCUUCCUCUUCUGUCCAGCUUGUCUUUUCUUCUAUUCAUUCUAAUCCAAUUAUUCGUUUUAAUUCUUAGUCUUCUCCUUUGGUUAAUUCUUUUUUGCUUCCGCCAUAUUCUUACAUUUUUCUUCUUCCUUCCGCUUUUUUUUUUUUUUUUUUUUUUCGUAUCUGCCAACUUGCCCCUCUUCUCUGUAAUUAUCUCCCCUUUUUAA
Messenger RNA from Acanthosepion pharaonis, 1383 nucleotides. The record is from the annotation of a GenBank genome assembly. Lineage: Eukaryota; Metazoa; Mollusca; Cephalopoda; Sepiida; Sepiidae.